AUUCCUUGCUGAGUAAAAUUUCACCAAAGCAAAAUAAAGUUUCGCCAAAUUCCCUCAUUCAUAAUUUCCUCGGAGAUCCUGUCUUACAGUCAUCAGCAUCACCGAAAGAUCACCAAACGAACCAGCUGAAGAACAAAUUUCCCCAAACCCUAAAAAAACUAUGGCUUCAACCUCUAAUCGCCAUGUCGAGGGUACUGCUGGUAGGAUCAAAACAGCCUCUAGCAAUAUUUUCAAUGAUAAUCAGGCUCUCGUCGGUGAAAUUAGGAAAGUUUCGACGAUGGUUAAAGGAGUAGCCGUCGAUUUGGAGAAAGAGAAUCGAUCUCAAAUGGUGAAAGAGCUUGAAGAUGCUGUCAUCGAGUUACUGAAAACAUCGAAUGAUUGCGCACAUUUCUCAUCUGCAGUCCAAACUGUUGGGAAUUCUUACCAACCUGGAGAAGGGUUAACGGAUUUUAAGAAAUUGUUUGACGAGGAAGAAACGAAAACGAAGGCUGCUAACCCAUUGAAUCUUCAGAACAAUUCAUCUCUACGUCAGUUCAGAGAAGCUAUUUGGAAUGUUCACCAUGCAGGUCAGUCAAUGCCUGGUGACGAGCAGGAGGACAUCGUCAUGACAAGCACUCAGACCAGCAUUUUAAAUAUCACAUGCCCAGUAAGUGGAAAGCCUAUUACUGAACUACAAGACCCUGUUCGGAGUAUGGAUUGCAAACAUAUUUAUGAAAUGAAGUUCGUAUUGCACUAUAUUAAGAAAGAAAGGCCACCUUGCAAGUGCCCUGUAGCAGGUUGCCCCAAGAUAUUGCAGGCUGAAAGAGUUGUCUGUGACCCAUUAUUGCUCCUGGAUAUUGAUGAAUAUCGCUCAACCAAUAUCCAAACUGCACGGCCAACUAUGGUUGAAGAUUUCACAGAGCUUGAGGAAGAUGAAUGAGUCCUACUUUUUCAGGAUGAAUGCUAUAGUAAUCUGUGUAUCAUAAACUCUCCCCCCCCAAAAGAACGCAACACCGAUCAGAAUCUACAAGUAGAUCAUUUGUGAUUGUCACUCCUUUUCUUUUUUGGUAUGUUACUAUCAAAAUCCUGUAAUUGAACAGUUUAUUGUUUCUGUUCCAUGUUUCCUGCAUGGAACUAGAAGCAUUGGUACCAUGAGUGAUCACUUCAGUGUUUAAUGGAACUGAACAACUAAA
Molecule: messenger RNA, 1172 nt
Organism: Papaver somniferum (opium poppy)
Lineage: Eukaryota; Viridiplantae; Streptophyta; Magnoliopsida; Ranunculales; Papaveraceae
Product: E3 SUMO-protein ligase MMS21
Exons: 7
Coding region: 161-919 (252 amino acids)
Biological process (GO): double-strand break repair via homologous recombination; protein sumoylation
Cellular component (GO): Smc5-Smc6 complex; nucleus
Molecular function (GO): zinc ion binding; SUMO ligase activity
Source: RefSeq, a predicted model, not a curated record